Rubroshorea leprosula is the source of this 2742-nucleotide messenger RNA. The record is from the annotation of a GenBank genome assembly. NCBI's taxonomy places the organism in Eukaryota, Viridiplantae, Streptophyta, Magnoliopsida, Malvales, Dipterocarpaceae.
AACAUCAAUCUCUUUCUUUGAAUUCAGCCAAGUUUGUUCAUUUUCAGAAGCUGGAUUAAGUCGGUGAGAAUGGAUCGAGGGAAAUCCGUGGAGGGGGAUGGAAGUGUUCGUUUACAGGUUAUGGAGUUGAGGAGGAUAAGUGAAACCUGUGGUUCAAACACCAAGUUUGAGCCUCAGAGCAGUUUGGAGAAGAGAGGAAGCAAUGCAGAGUCUGUUUGUUUGACAACAUCAAAAUCGGUCAUCCGUGCCCCAGAAACGAAGCUCACCCUUUUUGCUCUCCGCCUCUCAAUCUUUGAGAAGGCGGCUACUGGCUUGGGAACUCUAGGAUUCAUCUGGGCCACGGUGGUUCUUCUGGGUGGUUUUGCCAUCACCUUAGACAAAACCGACUUCUGGUUCGUUACCAUCAUUCUAUUGAUUGAAGGAACUAGGAUUUUCAGCAGAAGUCGUGAACUUGAGUGGCAACACCAGGCUACCUGGUCGAUUGCUGAUGCCGGAAUCAGCAGUUUCCGAAUGCUGAGAUCCAGCUCUCAUGUCGCUGUUAGGAAGUUGAAAUCCAUUUUCACCCCCAUUCCCAAUACCAGAAAACAGAGCCAACAUGGCAGAGAAAUAGCAGCAGAGAAUAAUUCUGCAAAAACCGGAAGCUCUAAUUAUCCAACAACCCCAACAACUACAAGAACAUGGAUCUGUUCAGAUGUUCCUCUUCUUCCUUAUGGACAAUGGAUGUUCCUUUCCAGAAACGUCAGCAGGCUUUUGCAUUGGCUUCAGCUUCUGUCAGCGGUAGCCUGUGUUGUUCUCUCAUCAAUGAAGCUUAUAAUGCGUAACUAUGGAGAUGUUCAGAAGGGAGAAACAGAUAAGAGAAACCGGAAAUCUGCUCUUAACAUUUUUUAUGCUCUGGCAUUAGCUGAAGCUCUCCUGUUUCUGAUGGAGAAAGCUUACUGGGAAUGGAAGGUGAUAUACUGCAAGCUCCUGGACGAAGUGAAUAGCGAGUGUGAGUUAGGGCCUUUGGGUUUGGUUUCCACCAGGAAGUUUUUCUAUGAUGCUUACUCAAGAUGUAUCAAUGGAAGUAUAUUUGAUGGGUUGAAAAUGGAUAUGGUGAGCUUUGCAAUGGAUCUCCUGAGUUCAAAUUCCCCCGAUGAGAAGCUUGUUGGAGUUAGAAUUCUCCGGCAGUUUGCAUUCAGUGAGCGGUUCUCCCAAGAUACUUUACAGAAGAUUGGGAUAAACCUGUCUGUGGUGGAAAGUUUAGUAGAGAUGUUGAACUGGAAAGACCCAGAAGAGGAAGAGAUCAGGAAAUUGGCAGCCGACAUACUGUCAAAGCUGGCCUCAAAGAAGCAGAAUGCUCUUCGUGUUGCUGGAAUACCGGGAGCUAUGGAGUCCAUUUCAUCUCUGCUUCACACCAACAGAAGUUCUUGUGAUGCAGCUGAUGAAAUUGGAGGGAAGAAGCUUGUCUCUGAUCAUGCAGGUUAUGAUUACUGGACGUUUAACCAUUUAGGCCUUCUCAUUUUAAAGAAACUCGCCCAGGAUCAUGAUAACUGUGGGAAGAUUGGGAACACCAGAGGCCUCCUACCCAAAAUAAUAGAUUUGUCACAUGCUGGAGAACGGCUGCUGAGAGAUGAAAGUGUCACACGAUCUCAGAUCCUGACAGUGAAAAGAUCUCUGCAACUGCUGAAGAUGCUGGCAAGCACAACGGGGUCAACAGGGAAACAUCUCCGGAAAGAGAUAUCUGAGAUAGUGUUCACAAUCAGCAACAUUAGAGAUAUUCUACACUAUGGAGAAAAACACCCCAUGCUGCAGACACUAGGCAUAGACAUACUGACCAAUCUAGGGUUGGAAGAGGAAGCAAAGGAGAGAAUUGGGGGCACCGGUGGAGUUCUCAAGGAAUUGUUCAACAUCUUCUUCAACCAGGGGAUUCCAGAGUGUCAGAAUCAUGUGAGGACUGCUGCAGGAGAGGCAUUAGCAAUGCUGGCCUUAGAAAGUAAAAGCAACUGCCACAGAAUCUUGAAAUUAGAUGUAUUGAAAAGGCUCAAUAGAGCACUGGAAGUUCCAUUACUUCGCGUGAAUGCGGCAAGAAUCCUAAGAAACCUGUGCUCCUACAGCGGAGCAGAAUGCUUCAACCAGCUGAAUGGGAUUGGAGCUGCAGCACCAACAGUGCUCAGUGCGGUAAUGUCUCAAGAGAACAAACUUCAGGAAGUAAUGGUGGGGCUAGCAGCACAACUGUUCAAAUUCAUAACUUCUGAAGAAUCAAGCAUGAUUUUCCAGAAAGCUGGAAUUACAGAGGAAGAGUUAGCUUACAAAUUACUCCAGAUUCUGAGGCAGCACUAUAAUCCAUCAGCUAAAGUUCCGAGAAUGAGGAGAUUUGCCAUAGAGUUGGCAAUCUGUAUGAUGCGCAGCAAUGCGAAAAACAUACUUGUUUUUGAGGAACAGGGGAUGGAGAAAGAGCUGGAGGGUGUUCUGGAGACCACAUCAGAGCUUGAAAGCUUCAGGGUUUUCUCUGGCACAGUGGGGCUCAGCCGGCACAGCAUACCAAUUCACUCCCUAGUUGAAAAUGCAUUGAAGCAACUUAAGGAAAGGUGAAAGAGAUGCAAAACAUGCACUUCACAUCUGCAAAUACCACUGCAAAAGUUCUAAUGAUUGAUCUAGUAAAUAAGCAAUCAUGAGCAUUUCCUUUUUCUCUAAGCAAUAACCAUGUCAAUGGAACUGAUUUAACUUAUUCUAAUAAUGACUUAAUAAAUGAAUUUCCUUUUU